Penicillium subrubescens is the source of this 678-nucleotide messenger RNA. RefSeq lists its product as uncharacterized. Lineage: Eukaryota; Fungi; Ascomycota; Eurotiomycetes; Eurotiales; Aspergillaceae. The record is from RefSeq and is a predicted model, not a curated record. The coding region runs from base 1 to 678 and encodes 225 amino acids. The transcript has a single exon.
AUGAGAUACCACGUGGAAGUACCCGUAAUGAGCGGUCCCGAGACCGCGUUUGUCGUUGACCUCAUUUCGCGCACAAUCUCAAAAAUCGAGGUGAUUAAAACCGUGUACGAUGCCGCCAAAGAUGCGCAAGGCCAGCCAGAAGCAUUUCGUCAAGUGGCUGCACGACUACCACUAGUGAUCAGAAUGCUUCAUAGCGCUAAAGAGAGGGCGCAGGUACUCGACGAGACUGCACAGGAGGCAUUGGAGCCUACUCUAGGGUCAUACAAAGCAAAGGUCGAGGCCCUUCAAAAAAUAUUCCAGAAGGUUGUUCGGAAGGAUGACGACAAGUGGUACGAUCGGUACAAGAAAACCGUGGUGGGUACAUUGGGAAAACAGGGUUCGGUGGAAGGAUUAAUGGAGGGGAUAUUGAAGGACAUCCAUGUGCUUGUGUGUGGAAAGCUUAUAGGAACUGCUACCGAUGCUGAAGUGCAAGAGAUCAAAGAGGCGAUGAAGCAGAUGAAAGAUAUGCCUUCCUCUCUCACGACCGCGACUGCAGUCUCUCUCACGAACAGGUCUGCAGAUGCCCUCCAGCAACAUAGCGGCAGUGGCGACAAUAUUCUUGUUACUGGGGGAUCAGUCCUAAGUCUCCACAAAGGUAUAGGGAAUCGGUAUGUGAUUUCUGGGGAUGUAUAUUUCUGA